Annulohypoxylon maeteangense is the source of this 1511-nucleotide messenger RNA. Its product is annotated as ATP phosphoribosyltransferase. Gene Ontology annotation, biological process: L-histidine biosynthetic process. NCBI's taxonomy places the organism in Eukaryota, Fungi, Ascomycota, Sordariomycetes, Xylariales, Hypoxylaceae. The transcript is spliced from 4 exons. The record is from RefSeq and is a predicted model, not a curated record. Gene Ontology annotation, cellular component: cytoplasm. Bases 412 to 1431 code for a protein of 339 amino acids. Gene Ontology annotation, molecular function: magnesium ion binding; ATP phosphoribosyltransferase activity.
CUAUCAUAUUACUAGAUAAAAGCCACGUUUAUGAAUGUAAGAUUGUUACUAGGUGAAUCUGUACUAGGUACGAGUACAUGGAUCCGACCUAUUCUAGCUUCUCUGCCCCGCCAUGGAAUUAACAAAGUGGGAGCUCCGAUUCAGGAACGUGGGGUUACGGAUUUUCGACUUAAGUUUGAAAAUUAUUAUCCGUCAUCUCAUCUCUAAAGUAAGGGCAUAUUCGAUACAAGAACGCAGGCAAACGCCAUCAAACCAUUGAAGCACGAAUUUAUUAAUUGUGUAGGUCAAACAAACGCCGACCUACUCGAUUGGCCUAUCAAAAGUCGGAGAAUCUGCGCCUAUCUCCAAUAUUAAGCUGCUGCAUCUUGGAGACAUUCAGUGCGUUGUCGAGGAUAUUGUCAAGACCCAACCAUGGAUUUAGUCAACCACUUAGAAGGCCGAUUAUUGUUCGCCGUUCCUAAGAAGGGAAGACUUAACCAGGCUACUCUCAAUCUGUUAGAGGGCGCGGAUAUACAGUUCAGGCGAGAGAACAGACUUGACAUAGCUUUAGUCAAGAAUCUACCCAUCGCUCUGAUCUUUCUCCCAGCGGCCGAUAUACCUACAUUCGUGGGUGAAGGCCAAGUCGACCUAGGAAUCACAGGAUGGGACCAGGUGCAAGAGCAUGAUGCUGGAGUUAGGGCGCUCCACCGUGCACGGCGCUUUUCUGGAGAGAUUACCCCUGAAGAAGAGACCGAACGGAACUCCCGAGGCUCAGGAUGCGAAACCGUUAUGGAUCUAGGUUUUGGAGGUUGCAAGCUGCAGGUUCAGGUUCCCGAGAAAGGCGGUUAUAAUUCUCCCAAAGACCUUAUUGGAAAGAAUAUCGGCACAAGUUUCGUAAACUUGGCACAGAGGUAUUUCGCCAAUCUAGAAUUAGAAGAGGAUACGGCAAAGGAAACGACAAAUGAUACUCCGAGAGUCAAUUUCUCCAGCAAGUUACGGACUAAGAUCAUUGAACUAAGUGGAAGUGUCGAAGCUGCUUGCGCUCUCGGAGUGGCAGACGGGAUUGUCGACCUUGUUGAAUCUGGAGAAACUAUGAAAGCUGCGGGACUCAAACCAAUCGAUACCGUUAUCGAGACAACGGCAAUAUUGAUUAAGUCGCGAAAGCCUUCCAAUCCGGAAUUGGUCGAAUUGAUCGCUGCCCGAAUCCGCGGCGUCAUUACUGCCCAACGAUACGUGCUGUGCCAAUACAAUGUUGAGAGGUCUGGUCUCGUGGCAGCCACGAAGAUUGCGCCCGGAAAGCGAGCGCCAACAGUAACCUCUUUAGAAGAGGAAGGAUGGGUCGCUGUUAGCAUAAUGGUCGAGAAGAAGAAGAUCGCGCUGAUAAUGGACGAAUUAUCCAAAAUCGGAGCAACGGACAUCUUGGUAUUAGACAUUGCAAACACCAGGAGUUAGGUCGUUCAAGAUCGCACAUGAUAUAAGGGGGAUAGAAAGGUAACACACCUGGAAUGGAUCGGAUAGGAAAAUGGAACGCA